AUGCGAGAAUUUCCCGUGUGCAUGUGCAGGCUUGCCAUUGCUUUUGUUUCUUUACCUAUAGCGUUCGCAGCACCCUCUCUCCGCUCAUCUGACAGUGUCACUCCCCAAUCAUUUGCCUCCGCCUCGUUUGAUAUCAUUAUUGUAGGAGGUGGAACCGCGGGGCUUGUCCUUGCGUCACGUUUGUCCGAGCCUCCUGCCAAUAUUUCUACUCCUCCUCUACGCAUCGGUGUCAUCGAAGCCGGUCACGACCAUGCGAACGACCCUCUGAUUGAUGUUCCGUUUGGAGUGAACUUGCUUGAAAAUUCUAGUUUGGGAACCGUGUUUGGAAAUCCUGAAUAUGAUUGGGCUUUUCGGAGCACACCCCAGGCCGCGCUCGGUGGGAGAGCGAUAUCCUAUCCAAGAGGGAAAUUACUAGGAGGUUCCUCUGCUCUCAAUGCGAUGGAUUGGCAACGUGGUUCACGCACAGAUUAUGAUUCCUGGAACACCGUGUUUGGAAACGGGCCUGGUUGGACAUUUAACUCACUCCUGCCCUACUUCGAACGUGCAGAGCAAUGGACUCCCCCUACGAACCCAAUCCUGAACAUGACAAAAGCCCAAAUUGCCUCCCUCGCCGCUGUUCAUGGAAAGCAGGGUCCACUUUCUGUCAGUUAUAACACUGACUAUACGGAUCUCGAACGUCCUAUGCUCGAGGCGCUUGCGACCUUAGGGCAAACCCCGAAUCCGAAUCCUGACGGUGGCGAUAAUGUAUUUUUGGCCAGAGCAGGUUGCGCCAGGUCCGUCGAUUUGGCUACGGGGACCAGAAGUUAUGCAGCUAGCGCAUAUUACAACAACAAAGUACGGGCACGGAGCAAUCUGGUGGUCCUGACAGGUGCCGUGGUCACCAAACUUAUUUGGGCGAAUUCAACAUCCCAUGAAAUCAGAGCAAGUGGUGUUCAAUACGUUGUGGGAAAUGAGACCUUCCAGGCAAAUGCUACCAAGGAAGUGAUCCUUUCACUCGGAUCGCUCAAGACGCCGCAAUUACUGGAGUUGUCGGGUGUAGGGAACCAGACUAUCUUGGAGAGCUUGGGAAUUCCUGUCACUCUCGAUCUUCCGACAAUCGGAGAAAAUUUGAUGGACCAUCCAAACACACUCUCCGAUUUCACCGUCAAAAAGGGCGUUGUGACACUGGACACGCUUACGUUAAACCAAACAUUUCGAGCGCAGCAGCAGCAACAAUACAAUAACAACCACACUGGCUUUUUCACAUACGUGGCUGCCAACGCCGGUUUCGCCCCGCUUCAAUCACUAGUACCACAAAAACAAUUCAAGUCUAUGCGAAAUGCGCUCGAUACUUACUUGCGCAACACUGUCCUCACGCCAUUGCAACGGGCACAAUACACGCUCAUGAAACGUUUGGUCGACAGCGGAAAGGAUACGUGGAUUGGCCUCAGCCUCCAGCCAAGCGGAGGGCUUGCCAGUGCCCAGUUACCCGGAGAGGCGUACAUCACGACUGUGGCAAUACAACUGUAUCCGUUCAGUCGAGGCUCCGUGCAUAUCAACACGACGAAUCCCUUUGCAGCCCCCGUAAUAGACCCAAAAUAUCUUGCGGUACCUUGGGAUCUUGACGUUCUCACCCAGACUACACAAUUUCUACGCAAAUGGGUUGGUGCAAAGCCGGCGAUUGGCCUGAUUAACGCAACAAACACACCACCUCCAAGCGUCCAAGGCGAUGCUCAAUAUGCGCAAUACGUGAAAAGCACUACUGCCAUGGCUUCUCAAAAUCUCGGAGGCGUCGUGGACCCUAGUCUCAGAGUCUAUGGUCUGGCAAAUGUGCGCGUGAUUGAUGCAGGGAUUAUUCCGUUGACCGUUGGUACUGCUAUUCAGCAAACCGUUUACAUGAUUGCAGAGAAGGGCGCAGAUAUAAUCAAGCAGGAUCUAGGCAUCCUCUGA
Messenger RNA from Heterobasidion irregulare TC 32-1, 1929 nucleotides. RefSeq names its product GMC oxidoreductase 4 (gene gor4). NCBI's taxonomy places the organism in Eukaryota, Fungi, Basidiomycota, Agaricomycetes, Russulales, Bondarzewiaceae. The transcript has 11 exons. The record is from RefSeq and is a predicted model, not a curated record. Gene Ontology annotation, molecular function: flavin adenine dinucleotide binding; oxidoreductase activity, acting on CH-OH group of donors. The coding region runs from base 1 to 1929 and encodes 642 amino acids.